GGAGGAGCCAGGGGCCCAAUCCGCAAUUAAAGAUGAACUUUGGGUGAACUAAUUGUCUGACCAAGGUAACGUGGGCAGCAACCUGGGCCGCCUAUAAAGCGGCCGCGCCGUGGGGUUUGGAGCGCUGGCGGCGGCGGCAGGUGGCGCGGGAGGUCGCGGCGCGCCAUGGGGCUCCCGGCGCUGCUGGCCAGUGCGCUCUGCACCUUCGUGCUGCCGCUGCUGCUCUUCCUGGCUGCGAUCAAGCUCUGGGACCUGUACUGCGUGAGCGGCCGCGACCGCAGUUGUGCCCUCCCAUUGCCCCCCGGGACUAUGGGCUUCCCCUUCUUUGGGGAAACCUUGCAGAUGGUACUGCAGCGGAGGAAGUUCCUGCAGAUGAAGCGCAGGAAAUACGGCUUCAUCUACAAGACGCAUCUGUUCGGGCGGCCCACCGUGCGGGUGAUGGGCGCGGACAAUGUGCGGCGCAUCUUGCUCGGAGAGCACCGGCUGGUGUCCGUCCACUGGCCAGCGUCGGUGCGCACCAUUCUGGGAUCUGGCUGCCUCUCUAACCUGCACGACUCCUCGCACAAGCAGCGCAAGAAGGUGAUUAUGCGGGCCUUCAGCCGCGAGGCACUCGAGUGCUACGUGCCGGUGAUCACCGAGGAAGUGGGCAGCAGCCUGGAGCAGUGGCUGAGCUGCGGCGAGCGCGGCCUCCUGGUCUACCCCGAGGUGAAGCGCCUCAUGUUCCGAAUAGCCAUGCGCAUCCUACUGGGCUGCGAACCCCAACUGGCCGGCGACGGGGACGCCGAGCAGCAGCUUGUGGAGGCCUUCGAGGAAAUGACCCGCAAUCUCUUCUCACUGCCCAUCGACGUGCCCUUCAGCGGGCUGUACCGGGGCAUGAAGGCACGGAACCUCAUUCACGCGCGCAUCGAGCAGAACAUUCGCGCCAAGAUCUGCGGGCUGCGGGCAUCCGAGGCGGGCAGGGGCUGCAAAGACGCGCUGCAGCUGUUGAUCGAGCACUCGUGGGAGAGGGGAGAGCGGCUGGACAUGCAGGCACUAAAGCAAUCUUCAACCGAACUCCUCUUUGGAGGACACGAAACCACGGCCAGUGCAGCCACAUCUCUGAUCACUUACCUGGGGCUCUACCCACAUGUUCUCCAGAAAGUGCGAGAAGAGCUGAAGAGUAAGGGUUUACUUUGCAAGAGCAAUCAAGACAACAAGUUGGACAUGGAAAUUUUGGAACAACUUAAAUACAUCGGGUGUGUUAUUAAGGAGACCCUUCGACUGAAUCCCCCAGUUCCAGGAGGGUUUCGGGUUGCUCUGAAGACUUUUGAAUUAAAUGGAUACCAGAUUCCCAAGGGCUGGAAUGUUAUCUACAGUAUCUGUGAUACUCAUGAUGUGGCAGAGAUCUUCACCAACAAGGAAGAAUUUAAUCCUGACCGAUUCAUGCUGCCUCACCCAGAGGAUGCAUCCAGGUUCAGCUUCAUUCCAUUUGGAGGAGGCCUGAGGAGCUGUGUAGGCAAAGAAUUUGCAAAAAUUCUUCUCAAAAUAUUUACAGUGGAGCUGGCCAGGCAUUGUGACUGGCAGCUUCUAAAUGGACCUCCUACAAUGAAAACCAGUCCCACUGUGUAUCCUGUGGACAAUCUCCCUGCAAGAUUCAUCCAUUUCCAUGGGGAAAUCUGAUGAGCUUGAAUGCUCAAACCUCAGACUUAUUGCAAGUGUACAUAUGAGUUUUUAAGGAGUGUUGUGUUGACUUUAUAUUUAAUUUCUAAAUGUAUAUUAUAAUAUUUAUGUGUUUUGACUAUAUUACCACAAUCUUUAAAUAUUAAAAUAAUGAAUUUGUAUUAUUUCCAAAUAAAGUAAAAUUUGAAGGUA
Chlorocebus sabaeus (green monkey) is the source of this 1851-nucleotide messenger RNA. RefSeq names its product cytochrome P450 family 26 subfamily A member 1 (gene CYP26A1). The record is from RefSeq and is a predicted model, not a curated record. Lineage: Eukaryota; Metazoa; Chordata; Mammalia; Primates; Cercopithecidae. Gene Ontology annotation, biological process: sterol metabolic process. Gene Ontology annotation, molecular function: oxidoreductase activity, acting on paired donors, with incorporation or reduction of molecular oxygen; iron ion binding; monooxygenase activity.